Messenger RNA from Stegodyphus dumicola, 2372 nucleotides. It is a transcript of the gene Sardh, whose product is annotated as Sarcosine dehydrogenase. The record is from RefSeq and is a predicted model, not a curated record. Lineage: Eukaryota; Metazoa; Arthropoda; Arachnida; Araneae; Eresidae. Gene Ontology annotation, molecular function: protein binding. Gene Ontology annotation, cellular component: mitochondrion.
UCAUUUUUCGUAUUAAAGAUUUGGAAUUUUUAAUAAUGGCCAACUUUAUUCGCUGUUUAAAUCUAACCAGAACUUUAGCAGCUACACCCAUCAAUUUCCGAUUUUAUUCCACUGAUUCUACACCUAGUGGAGUACCCUAUAAAUCUCUUAAAAGCAAAGAUGUUAUGUCACCAGUGUCUGUACCAUCAUCUGCAGAUGUUGUUAUAAUUGGUGGAGGUAUAAUUGGAUGUAGCACUCUUUAUCAUUUAACUAAAUUAGGAUGCACCAAUGUGAUAUUAUUAGAAAAGGACCAGUUAACUGCCGGAACAACUUGGCACACUGCAGGUUUAAUUUGGAGGUUGAGACCUAGUGAUACUGAUAUCCAAAUUUUGAAUCAUACAAGGCAUUUAUUGAAUGAUGUCUUGGAAAAAGAGACAGGAGUGCAUCCAGGAUGGAUUAAUAAUGGAGGUCUUUUUAUUGCAAAUUCAAAAGAAAGGAUGAAUGAAUACAAACGACUUAUGACGAUUGGCAAAGCAUUUGGAAUUGAGUCUCAUGUAUUAUCACCUUCUGAAACAAAGAAACUGUACCCAUUAAUGAAUACUGAAGAUUUAUAUGGAACUUUGUACAGUCCAGGUGAUGGUACUGUAGAUCCAGCUGGUUUCUGCGUCUCACUUGUUCGUGCUGCAACAAAGUCUGGUGCUAAAGUUAUUGAAAAAUGUGCUGUGACUGGAAUUGAUGUAAUAGAAAAUGAAUUUGGAACAAAGAAAAUAAAUGCUAUUCAUACAACUUCAGGAACUGUGAAGUCUAACUGUGUUGUCAACUGUACUGGAAUUUGGGCUCCAUACAUUGGACAAAUGGCUGGAGUAAAAGUUCCCUUAAUUGCUAUGAAACAUGCAUAUGUUGUCACAAAUCGAAUAGAAGGUGUACAAAAUAUGCCAAAUGUUCGAGAUCAUGAUCUCUCUAUAUAUUUACGUUUGCAAGGGGAUGCACUUUCAGUUGGUGGUUAUGAAACUAAUCCUAUAUUCUGGGAAAAUGUAGAAAAGAAUUUUGCAUUUGGGCUCUUUGAACUGGACUGGAAUGUGUUUGGCACUCAUAUAGAAAAAUCAAUCCACAGACUUCCUGCACUAGAAUUCACUGGCAUUAAAUCAACUGUCUGUGGGCCAGAAUCUUUUACUCCUGAUCAUAAGCCUCUUCUUGGAGAAGAUCCUAUCGUUCGUGGCUUUUAUCAUGGAUGCGGCUUCAACAGUUUGGGUAUGAAUGCUGGCGGAGGCUGUGGUCGAGAAUUAGCAAAGUGGGUAAUCAAGGGAAGACCUGAACUGGAUAUGUAUGGAUAUGAUAUUAGGCGCUUUUAUGAAAACAUGACAGAUAAUAAAAAAUGGAUCAAAGAGCGAAGUCAUGAAUCUUAUGUGAAGAAUUAUUCUAUAGUUUAUCCUCAUGAUGAGCCACUUGCUUCACGUAACAUGAGAAAAGAUGCUUUCCAUAAUGAACUCUUAAAUGCUGGUUGUGUUUACCAAGAAAGGCUUGGAUUUGAAAGACCAGGAUGGUUUUCUCCUCAUGGCCCUGCUCCUGUUCUAGAAUAUGACUACUAUGGAAGUUAUGGAAUUGAAGAGCAUGAAAAUUAUACAUAUGCUAAGCGAUUAAAUGAAGAUUAUACAUUUAAUUUUCCAAAACACCAUAAUAUAAUAGGAAAGGAAUGCUUAGGAUGUAGGUUAAAUGCAGCUGUUUUCAACAUGUCAUAUUUUGGGAAAUUUUUCUUGACUGGUCCUGAUUCUCAAAAGGCUGUAAACUGGAUUUUCACAAAUAACGUUGAAAAGCCUCCAGGUUCUACUGUAUAUACCUGUAUGCUAAAUAAAUAUGGUGGAACAGAGGCAGAUCUUACUGUCAGUUCUGUGGUAUCUGGUGAUAAUUCAGUAUGCCAUCCAAAAUUUGAAGGUCAGGGAUUUUAUCUUGCUGUUGGUGGAGCAGCAGCUCAACAGAAUCUGACACAUAUAAGAAAUGUGAUACAAGAUGAAAAGUUUAACGUUUCCAUAUCUGACCAAACUGAAAAUAUUGGACUCCUUAGUAUACAAGGUCCUAAAAGUCGAGAUUUAUUGCAGUCUCUAACUGAUGCUAGUCUGAGUGAUGAAGAUUUCCCAUUUUCAAGUAACAAAGUCAUCAACUUUGCUGGAUUCAAGGUUUUAGCUUUGAGGCUUUCUUUUGUCGGAGAGCUGGGCUGGGAACUCCAUAUUCCAUAUGAAAAUUGUGUAGCUGUAUAUAAAGCUUUAAUGGAAAAAGGAAAAGAAUAUGGUCUUGUUAAUGCAGGCUACCGAGCAAUUGAUUCCUUAAGUAUUGAAAAGGGUAAUAUACUUCUAAAUCAUUUUACAACUAUUGUUGAGCUGUUUCAAAAGAAAUAG